AUGUUUGCUGGUUGGGGCGGCGUGGCGCUGUGGUGCUGCAACUCAGCGUUUGUUGCUCUGCUGCUGUCAGAGCAGCCGCUGUCAGAGCAACCGCUGUUAGAGCAGCCGCUGUCAGAGCAGCCGCUGUCAGAGCAACCGCUGUUAGAGCAGCCGCUGUCAGAGCAGCUGCUGUCAGAGCAGCCGCUGUCAGAGCAGCCGCUGUUAGAGCAACCGCUGUUAGAGCAACCGCUGUUAGAGCAGCUGCUGUCAGAGCAGCCGCUGUCAGAGCGGCCGCUGUCAGAGCAGCCGCUGUCAGAGCAACCGCUGUCAGAACAACCGCUGUCAGAGCAACCGCUGUCAGAGCAACCGCUGUCAGAGCAACCGCUGUCAGAGCAGCCGCUGUCAGAGCAGCCGCUGUCAGAGCAGCCGCUGUCAGAGCAACCGCUGUCAGAGCAACCGCUGUCAGAGCAGCCGCUGUCAGAGCAACCGCUGUCAGAGCAACCGCUGUCAGAGCAACCGCUGUCAGAGCAGCUGCUGUCAGAGCAGCCGCUGUCAGAGCAGCCGCUGUCAGAGCAGCUGCUGUCAGAGCAGCUGCUGUCAGAGCAGCCUCUGUCAGAGCAGCCGCUGUCAGAGCAGCUGCUGUCAGAGCAGCCUCUGUCAGAGCAGCCGCUGUAG
This is a messenger RNA of Hyalella azteca, 654 nucleotides long. Its product is annotated as variable charge X-linked protein 3B-like. Bases 1 to 654 code for a protein of 217 amino acids. Lineage: Eukaryota; Metazoa; Arthropoda; Malacostraca; Amphipoda; Hyalellidae. The record is from RefSeq and is a predicted model, not a curated record. The transcript has a single exon.